AUGGCUAAUGCUCUUCACCCUCUCCACAUCCAUGGUAUCACCGUCGAUUUCAGCAAGUUGAAAACGAAUGUAGAGUCUGCUGAAGUACGGAUUGGCAAAUUCAAUUCGCCAAUUAAACGUGAAGAAGGGAAGAGUUUAUGCGAGACGUUUUCUCCACCCAUAAUGUUUUCUCGCGGGAAUAUAUUUUCCUUACGUAUGCAGUACAAGGGACGUUUUGUGAUGAAGACCAAAGACAUUACUUUCGACCCAAAUGAUACUUUCCUGGUAUCUAGUGGACAAGAAUACAUCAAGUGGUAUAAAAAAAUCCGGGUCGUCGUCGAUCUUUCUGGUGAUACUUCAACUAAAGCUGUCUCUUCUGGCCAAAGCUCUGGGCUCCUGCCUACCACUGCCGACAUAUUUGAGAGCUGUCCUCGGUUCCGAAUUCUGGUAAUAGGAAAGACAGGUGUUGGCAAGUCAUCCCUGAUCGACCACGUAUUUGGAGUAGGCGAACAACAAAUCAUCGAGCACAAUAAGCCAGGCGAGGCUAUCAUCAACAAGGAGUUCACCUCACCUGAGAACGACAGGUUCGUUCUCCACGAUAGCAAAGGUUUCGAACCAGGGGAAGUAGAAAACCUCACAAUAGUCCAAAAAAUUAUCGAACGUCGGAGGAACAUGCCGGAUUUGAAAGAUCAGCUGCAUGCUGUUUGGCUUUGCUUUCAGAUACCCCGUGCAGGCAGAUGUUUACUAGAGACGGGAACGGAGGAGUUCCUGGAAUUGAAACGUAAUGGAACGCUGGGAAACGUUCCCAUUAUCGUCGUCCUUACUAAAUACGAUAUGCUCAUCGAACACGUGGAGCGAAAUCUAGAUGAAGCUUCUCUCGAUGAAUCGAGCGAUGAAGCUUUCGAAGAACUCGUCAAGAGCACAGCAAAAGCAGAGGUGCAGGAUACCUGCAUCGGACCUCUAGAGGAAUUUUCAGGGUCUGAUAUCCCCCACGCCACGAUCUCCACCGCCAAAGGCUACGAGGAGACACUCACCCAUCUGAUUGAAAUAACUGAAAGUUGUGUGAAUCAGCAUCUUGCGCCCGAGGCCGCGGUGAUGACCUCCGUCGCUCAGCGAGUGCAUCCUGGACUCAAAAUAGAUGCAUUAAUUAAGAUUGGCAAGCAAAGAUACUGGAAGGCGCUCACAUCAUGUCCAAUGUUCAAGAAACACCAGAUGCAGGAUUGUCUACGUGUGCUUCAUAAUGACAUCAUCGAGGUGUGGAACUUCCGUGACUCUCAUCAUUACUUGCGCAGCCAAGAGUUCAGGGAUUUGAUGAUGAAAAUGGCCGAUAAGACACAAGCUGGAUCUACAGCUAAUCCCAACACGACCUUGAAAUUUGGGUUAUCCAUGGUUGGCACUAUUGCGGGCAUCGUGUCCGCAUUAGCGGGACCUGCAGCUCCCAUCGUAGUACCAAUCGCAGCAGGCGCCGUGGUCGUCGUAUGGGUUCGCGAAGUAUACAAGAUGUCCCACGUGGUGCUUCAGCGCUUCAUGGCAUACAUCAUGCACUUGACACUUGUGUUGCAGACACUUUUUAUCGUGUCAGAAAGCCAGGAACUCACUCGUAGGGCCAUCAAGCUUGCAGUCAAAUCCUACGUCGCCUCCUCAAUAAGCGAAGAGGUUCUUACUCGGAUUCAGGAUUAUGUUGGGGGAUUGGCUGUCUUGGAACACGCGGAUAAGGAUACCUUGGAUAAAAUCGAAGAGAUGAUGCAAUUUUACAAGAUCGAUGGAGCACAAAUCACCGAACUUGCAGCACAAAUGUCCAACCUUCAGACAAAUAUUUAUUUGUUACCAGACGAACCAUGGUAAAUCGAGAAGUCGUAGCACUCGAUUGUUUCUUUCUUGGAUGGUUUUGGGCGUGGGCGGUGUUUGAGUGUUGACGCGAUUACAGACAGUGCUCGCUUGUACUAUACAACUGGAUUUA
Messenger RNA from Suillus plorans, 1939 nucleotides. RefSeq lists its product as uncharacterized. Lineage: Eukaryota; Fungi; Basidiomycota; Agaricomycetes; Boletales; Suillaceae. The record is from RefSeq and is a predicted model, not a curated record. The coding region runs from base 1 to 1824 and encodes 607 amino acids. The transcript has 16 exons. Gene Ontology annotation, molecular function: GTP binding.